This is a messenger RNA of Odontomachus brunneus, 2226 nucleotides long. RefSeq lists its product as uncharacterized. The transcript has 4 exons. Bases 1 to 2226 code for a protein of 741 amino acids. The record is from RefSeq and is a predicted model, not a curated record. Lineage: Eukaryota; Metazoa; Arthropoda; Insecta; Hymenoptera; Formicidae.
AUGGAACAGCAGCUCACGAAACAAGUGCGCUUGCAACGCUCGAUCGAGCGCACAAUCGAGAACGCGAAGAAGGUCGGCAAGGGCAACCUGACUCCCGCUAAACUGCGUUCAAGAAUCAAUUCCCUCAAGGAUAUUUGGGCGCAGUACCAGGAAGGACACGAUUUACUAUCCCGAGCUGUACCCUCAACCACCAAGGCCUCGCUCGACUACUUCAAAGACGAACACUACGAUGCAACGGAGGACGCCUUCAAUGCUGCAUCUGACUUUCUCGCUGAUCUCCUCGAAGAGUUGGAACCUUUUACAUUACUAGACAAGGUCAACAUCGCGGUAGCUUCUCUCACAAGCUUGAAUCGUUCUCCCGAACAAUUAUGGAACGAUGUACUAGUGCAUUCGGUUGUUUCGAAGCUCGAUUCGAUAACGCGAAAGGCUUGGAACAUUCGCUCAAGCGAUGCUGAAUCGCCUCCCUCAUUCGACGAGCUCAGUCGUUUCUUGCACUCACGCGUUCGCGCUCUCGAAGCAAAUAUCCCAACUGGGCCGUCAAAGGUACCAACCAAGGCGUUCCCAACGUCAAAGGUUCAUGUCGCAACCACCGCUCCGAACGAGUCGUCAACGUGUCCACUCUAUAUCGCCAAGAUGUAUCGACAAAUUCAAAUCGACCCUCGCGACAUAAACUAUCAAACCAUUGUUUGGAGAGCGUCUCCGUCAGCACCGAUCUGCGAAUAUCACUUGUUCACUGUAACGUAUGGCAUGGCCUGCGCGCCGUUUCUAGCGCUUCGCGUUUUAAAACAGCUCGUCGAUGACGAAGGCGCAGAUUUUCCUCUCGCGAUUCCGAUUCUUCGCAACAAUAUCUACGUCGAUGACCUGCUUUUCGGAGCAGAUGAUGCCAACAGUCUAACACAAACUCGUGAUCAACUGGUUGCUCUUCUUCGUCGCGGAGGAUUUCAAUUACGGAAAUGGUCAAGUAAUUCAUCCGCUUUGUUAGCCGACAUCGAUCCAACUGAUCACGGGUUAGCAUGUAGUCGAAUUCUUUCAACUGAUGACCGCGUUAACAUUCUCGGUGUCACGUGGACUCCAGCGUCGAAUACGUUGGAAUUUCAAGUUCAUACCUCGACGGAUAUUCCAAGUACUAAACGUUCCAUUUUGUCUACCAUCGCGAAGCUCUACGAUCCCUUAGGAUUAGUCACUCCGGUAACCAUUACUGCGAAAAUAUUUAUGCAAGAAUUGUGGCGGUUAAAGGUCGGAUGGGACGACACGCUUCCGGAGAGCAUGUUCGAAAAAUGGCGAAAAUUCUAUGCGAAGUUGCCAGUUCUAAGUGGACUCACCAUUAAACGCUGGACCGGAUUCACGAAUGACGCAACUCAAAUAGAGUUACACGGAUUCGCGGAUGCCUCCGCUUCCGCGUACGCCUCGGUCGUGUACCUCAAAGUCACUAACUCGAAGCAAUCCAUCAUAACUCUUUUAACGGGCAAAUCUAAGGUCGCUCCGUUAACCGCGCUUAAUAUACCACGCUUAGAAUUGAACGCCGCUCUCCUUCUCGUACGGUUGCUCGAAUUCGUGCGAGAAUCACUCGAUCUUGCUUCAUUUCCUUGCUACUGCUGGACGGAUUCCACUGUAGUUCUCGCAUGGAUCCAACAACAUCCCUCACGUUGGAAACAGUUCGUCGCGAAUCGCGUUCACGAGAUUCAAUCGCGCAUUCCGGACGCUAAAUGGAUGCACGUAUCCUCCAACGACAAUCCCGCCGAUUGCGCGUCGCGUGGUUGCUCCGGCGACGAGAUCAUCAACAUGACGCUGUGGUGGAAAGGCCCGUCGUGGCUCAUGAAAUCUCAAGCCUCUUGGCCGAUUCAAAAGUCUCUCACGUCAAGUGACAUGUCGCUUGAACAAAGGACUGUCUCGUUGCAAUGCUCUCCAUCCUCGGAACCAUGGGAUCUGGCCUCGCGAUAUUCAUCAUGGCCCAAGCUCCUCCGGGUGACCGCAUACCUUUUUAAGUUCACGGACCUAUGUCACCAGGUUAAUAAGACACAUCCUUCCGAAGGAUUUCCGCGCUCUGCUUUGACCCCUGAUGAAUGUUGUCGCGCUAGAACAUUCUGGCUCAAGCAAAUUCAAGCCGAUGUCUUUCCGCUGGAGAUUCAAGCGCUCUCCAGGAACCAAAGUAUACCCGCUAAGAGCUCACUUACACCUCUUCAACCAAUGCUAGAUCACCACGGACUCCUUCGUGUGGACGGUUAA